Messenger RNA from Geodia barretti, 762 nucleotides. NCBI's taxonomy places the organism in Eukaryota, Metazoa, Porifera, Demospongiae, Tetractinellida, Geodiidae. The record is from the annotation of a GenBank genome assembly.
AUGGAGGUGUGCGUGGACUCUGUGGAGUCUGCAGUGAACGCAGUCAACGGAGGAGCGUCUCGACUGGAGCUGUGCUGCGCUCUCAGCGAAGGAGGCCUGACUCCCAGCGUCGGUCUCCUCCGCGUGGUCAAGCAAGAAGUAAACGUACCGGUCUUCGUCAUGAUCCGGCCGCGCGGUGGCGACUUCGCCUACAGCGAGCAGGAGUUUGAAGUCAUGAAAGAAGACCUGAUAGCCCUCAAGGAUAUCGGGGACGCGGACGGGUUCGUGCUCGGGAUCCUAACUCGAGACGGGGAGGUAGACACGAGGAGGUGCUCGCAGCUGAUCGAGCUUGCGCGACCACAGCCCGUAACUUUCCACCGAGCUUUUGACAUGACCAGAGACCCGUUCAGAGCCCUGGAGGCUAUCGUGGGUUUGCGUGUGGAGCGGGUGCUGACGAGCGGGCAAGAGACCACGGCGCUGGAGGGCCUUCCGUUGCUUCAGGAGCUCGUGGGGAGGGCAUGCGGUCGCACGACGGUUAUUGCCGGCGGCGGCAUCACGGAGCGAAACCUGGAGCGGAUACUGCGUGGGUCCGGGUGCAGGGAGUUUCACUGCUCGGCAAGGACGAACGUGGAUUCCGUCAUGCAGUACCGCAACCCCCGCGUGCGGAUGGGAGCGCAGUGCGGGGUCCCCGAGUAUUCCCUGAGAGUGGCAGACACCGACAGAAUACAGACCAUGAUUUCCAUCGCGCAGUCCAUUCCCCAGGACACCACUCAUAUCAACUGA